Messenger RNA from Penaeus vannamei (Pacific white shrimp), 1719 nucleotides. Lineage: Eukaryota; Metazoa; Arthropoda; Malacostraca; Decapoda; Penaeidae. The record is from RefSeq and is a predicted model, not a curated record.
UCCGGCGGCGCGCUGCGGACUUAACCCAGCGCGGACGGCGGCGAGGAUCAGUCUUGGCCCGCAGACCUUACCGGACACUCGUGGCCUCUCGCGCUCUCGCCGCCUCGAACGGAUAACACGCCCGCACGCCCGCCACUCCCGCUCCGAGUUCUCUGUCUGCAGGGAGCGUGAAGGACAAAAGCAAAAUGUGUUCGCUAAAAGCCGUAAUAGGGUGUGGCAUCUUCUUGGCUGUCCUGGACAUCUUCCAAGGGUUGAUAACUCUAGGGUGGUAUGGCUACCGUUUCGUGUGGUAUUACUUCUAUUUGUGCCCCAGAGAGCUGCCCAUUGACGAAUGCCACGCCGAGAAAUACCACUACGAACAGUUGUACACUCUCCGUACUUACAUCGGCAUCGGUGAGGGCGCCGUGACCCCGAUCUUCGCUGUUAUUUACAUCGUUGCUCUCGUCAGGCAUAAGCCGUGGCUCGCUUGGUGCUGGCUCAUCAAGGCCUUCGGCGCCCUGGGCAUCAACGUGUACUUCCUCAGCCAGUGGCUCAUCAGACUCAAGAACUUCGACCACCUUAGAGCCAUCAGACCGGCUUACGACCAGCAGUUCCUGUGGAUGGGCAUCGGGCUGACCCUGGCCGAGGUGAUCAUCCUGCUCCUCUUCUGCCUCAUUGGGGGCAUCUUCACGUACAAGGUGUGCGAGGAGCGCCGCAGGAGCAGGCGCAGUCUGCACCGCAUCCACAAGAUGGGCCGCGGCCGCGCCACGGCGCCGCCCCUCGACGGCUACGACGACGAGUCCUCGAUCGUGCGCGCCAACAUCGAGGAGCAAUUCCUGAACCACGGCCUCCACGACUCCACCAACAAGCUGCCGCUCCCCGGAUCCACCAGCAGCAUGGACGAGGUCGGGCAGGCCAGCACGCUGAGGCCGAACACGCAGGUCUAGGUGCCAGGGAGGCCGCCCUUGCCUCUGGCGGCCGUCAGAGGCACGAGAAGUGUUCAGUCCGCCUGCGAUGCGACGGGAUCUGAAGGAGGCGCUGUGCCUGCGGGGCCGCCCUCAGGCCGAAGGCUCCGGCUGCGCGGCGGCACAGCGGUCGCGAGGGUCUCUCUGUCCAGGUAUUCAUCGCCCUUAGCUUUAGGAAGGAUUCAUUGAGUCGAAAGUCAAGUGCAAGGCAUUUCCCCGAAGCAGAGAGAUGUUGGAUCUGCAUUUGCUGCAACAAAGGUCACUGCUGGAGGAGUUUAUCAUCGAAGUCAGACUUCAUUGCUAGAGUGCCAAAGAUAUUCCUUAAUGCCAGUAGAGGGGACUCGACCCCCCCCUCCCCGCCCCCACGGAAGUGCCCUGCGUCCUACGUCUCCUGCAGGUGCUGCCGACUUGUCGAGUCAUUUAUUCCGUGUACAUAGAUAGGUGUAUAUACUAGGUCCUCAGAUUUCCUCUCUUCUUUUCUUCUUUUCUCUUGUGUAUAUGUUGAUAGUGAUGCAUCAACUACAACCAAGUUACACGUGUAUGACCUUUUUAACAGAGUAUUUUUCGUGAAGAUAUAAGUCGCUGUGUUUAGGUUAGGAUUAAAGUUGCACUCGCUCUGUCGAGCUCGAUUCGGAGCCCACCAAGAGAGAUAGGCCUAUGCGAUUUUUACAUUUUUUUAGGAGAAUAUAUAUGUGUGAAAUAUAGAAGUUUUCUGACAUAAUUUUACUACCAGAUGUAUAUUAUAUUUAAUAAUAAAAAUCCUUUAAUAUGAAAA